UGUUGCUGUAGUAACGAAGAUGUGCGCGUCUGCUUAAGAGCACAUGAGGGUAAAUAAAUGUGAUACCGACCGAUAGUAUUUACCACCUUCUUGCUAAAUUGUUAAAUUAACGAUUUAAAAAUCAAUCUGAAUUAAGAGAAACCGAGGCGUCCACGCCACAAAAUGCAAAGGAAAGAGGCAAAGGUCUUGCGCUUCUAAAACGUUAAACUGCUGCGCGCGAGCUAGCAUAAUGUUAUCGUCCGCUGGUAUGGAUUAUAAUAACUAUCGUUCUUGAUGUGUUCGGCUGUUAGCGCCAAUGUGUCGUAAAAUCUGUGCUGUCACGUUCAAAGUUGCUCAAGUCUUGCUGACUUGGUUAAGGUGGGAUGUCUUCAUUAAAGCGUUUUGUACCCGCGCGGUUUCUCACGCUGAGCGCGCACCUGGUUAUCAUCAUUACUAUAUUCUGGUCGCGGGAGAAUAAUGUACAAUCGUGCCUACCACUGGAUUUUACUGAAGAACAGUUCAAGACAGAAGAUACACGGUUGGUUGUGGCUCUGUCUGUAACUCUGGGUUUGUUUGCUGUUGAAUUGGCUGGAUUCUUUUCUGGAGUCUCAAUGUUCAACAGGAAUCAGUGCCUUCUGUCUCUGAUCGCUCAUUCCAGUGCGUCUGUCAGUUUGUCUCUGUUUGUGUUGCAGCAGUGGCCCUGCUGGGCAUACUGGAUCAUUUUCAGCCUCUGCAGUGUAGUUCCAGCAGUUUUGGAGUUGAUUCUGCUCAUUUCACUUAAGUUUGUGUGAAAUGUUCUUCUUGCUGAAACCCUUUCUUUUGAUUAAAAGUGUGUUUUUGUAUUACGGCAAUUUUUUACAUUAGAGAAAUUAGCAGAUGAAGAGGGAUAGGUGUUAUUUUAACUUUUACAGUCAAUCUAAUGUAAUGAACCCUAGCAACAUCUGAUGGAGUUUGUGUCUGUCUUGUUUAAACCUGACCAUGAAUCUGAGAAUAUUACUGUAUUCUGAGAAGACUACUUACACAGCGUUUCUCAACCAGAGGACUGAGACCCGCUAAGGGGCCUUGGAAUAAUUUGAAGGUAAAACAAUUUCUUAAUUUAUGGUUAUUUUUAUAACAAAUAUACCUUUCUAGUUAUUCCAAGCUCUGAAAUACUUUGUUUAUUUUUUAAUGCUUUGCCAUUUCAACACCACAACAACACAAGUAUGAAAUGCUUAACUGACCUCUAGUGGUUGGAAUAAAAAGUAAAAACUA
This is a messenger RNA of Triplophysa rosa, 1230 nucleotides long. RefSeq names its product transmembrane protein 107 (gene tmem107). The transcript has 6 exons. The coding region runs from base 363 to 770 and encodes 135 amino acids. The record is from RefSeq and is a predicted model, not a curated record. NCBI's taxonomy places the organism in Eukaryota, Metazoa, Chordata, Actinopteri, Cypriniformes, Nemacheilidae. Gene Ontology annotation, biological process: non-motile cilium assembly; protein localization to ciliary transition zone. Gene Ontology annotation, cellular component: MKS complex.